Molecule: messenger RNA, 4205 nt
Organism: Fundulus heteroclitus (mummichog)
Lineage: Eukaryota; Metazoa; Chordata; Actinopteri; Cyprinodontiformes; Fundulidae
Product: zinc fingers and homeoboxes protein 1
Exons: 8
Coding region: 975-3785 (936 amino acids)
Biological process (GO): regulation of transcription by RNA polymerase II
Cellular component (GO): nucleus
Molecular function (GO): DNA-binding transcription factor activity, RNA polymerase II-specific; DNA binding
Source: RefSeq, a predicted model, not a curated record
GGUUCAAGGGGUGUGAAUACUUCUGCCAGGCGGUGUAUGCUAACUUUAUUGAGGCUCUUUUAAAAAUCUUGUUAAAGCGAUCGAGGCGCUGCAGAGAGGAGCGCUUCGCCUUGCCUGCUGGGGAAGCCAGCAGCGUGUCCUUAAGUAGCUUCUCAUGUUCCCCUCGCAGGUCAUCUAAGGACAUCCUGGCUCGCAGCCGAAUCGGAAACGAACGCGUUUACGGCCCUGAGCGCUGGUUCCCCGGCACCCCGUGCCUUCAGAGCCCGCAGGGACCGGCCUGUCGUUCCCAAAAGCACUUCACGCUGGUGUUAAAAUGGGCCCCCCUUUUGUUUUUUACAUAAACUGCUAACAUCUUUUUUUUUCUUUUUUUUUAGAUUCCCCCGAAAGUCGCCGCGGAAUGACGUCAACACGUAUUACAUUGAAUGAUGACGCUGUUUGAUCAUUAAAAAAAAAAAAAACAGCCGUUAAAAUAUCUGAGAAAUAGGUCACCGAGCAACAGAAGCACCGGGCGGCGGGUUUAAUGAGCGGCUAGCAGGAGCCGUCCCCCACGGCCGCGUGAACUUUCCCCAGGAGCCGCCUCUGCCGGGAGACAACCUGCGCGGACCAGGAGAGAGGCAGAUGUCCGGUGUUUCCAGCAUCAGCAGAGCGGGGCUGGCUGUAGCUGUCUGAAGCGAGCCGUCUGCCUCCGCCUGGCUGCUGCCCCCCUCGGCUCGGCUGAAUGGUUAGCCGGAGGAGAAAGGGAGGGAGCAACAGCGACGGAUACCAGCGGGGAGCACCUGGAGGCUGCCCUGCUGCCGAGAACCCAGGAAAUCAGAGCCCGCUUCGCCUCCGCAGCCCGGUAGCAGCGCGGCGCACAUUACUGUAGUUCAUAGAAACGAGAUCCCAAGAAUCCAGCACACCGGCUCGCUGUCCUGCAAUAUGUGAACCUCGACAGCUCUGCCACAGCACAAGUACGCGUCACUUUGAAUCGAACGAUGUCAAGCCGCCGGAAAUCCACCACACCAUGCAUGGUGCUGCCUUCGGAUGUGGUGGAGCAGGAAGCCGUGGAGGAGAAGACGGAACGAACAAAGGAGGAGGAGGUAGGGGACGAGGAGGAGGAGGAGGAAAGGAAGGGGAAGGAGGCGACCGAGGAGCUUGGUCAGUCGGUGGUGGUUGUUCCCACUCCACCAGAUGCAGAUGAAGCCGAUGUCUCCGUGGUGGAAGACCUUAAAGUGGUCAGCGGUUCGCUGAAAUUAAGGCCGGAGGAUUCACCAGAGGAUCCGAGUGGUGGUCAGAUGACUCAGGAAGCCCAGGGGGACUCCCAGAAGGAGGGAGGAGCUGACUCGGCUGCGGCUUCAGCCAUCUCCCUCAGCAAGACUCCAAUCAUGAGGAUGAAGACCAAAUCUGAGCCCAAGAGAAUCGCCGUCUCCCUCAAAUCCACAGAUGAAGCUGCGGGCGAGGGUUUGGGAGGAGGAGGAGGAGGAGGAGGAGGAGGAGGAGGAGGAGGUGAGGGGGAUCUGGGUGGAGAGCAGGAGCCCAUCGAAGCGCCACUCGGACCGAUGACGCCCGUGGAGAUGCUGCUGCACAACUCCAUGAAGUUUGGGGGAGGUGGCUUGCUGGUGAGCCCACCAUCAGAGCAGCAGAGAAAAUCUUCCAUUUUAAACCCCACAGUCCUGCCUGCUGGUCUGGCUCAGGUGCUCUCAGCCUUCCAGGCCCAGCAGAGUGCAGCAGCAGCCGCGGCCUCACAGGCCCAGCUGCUGAUUCCUCUGAGCAGCAUCCCCUCCUACAGUGCAGCCAUGGACUCCAACCCCCUCCUGAUCAACACAUACAGGAAGUUUCCUUACCCCUCUCUGGCAGAAAUAAGCAGCCUGUCAGCACAGACGCAGUUUACAGAAGAGCAGAUCAAGGUGUGGUUCUCAGCCCAGCGUCUCAAGCACGGCGUCAGCUGGACUCCAGAGGAAGUGGAGGAGGCCAGGAGGAAACAGUUCAACGGGACCGUGCACACAGUGCCUCAGACCAUCACCGUCAUCCCUGCACACCAACUGUCAGCUGCUGCCAACGGCCUGCAGUCCAUCCUGCAGACCUGUCAGAUCGUGGGCCAACCGGGCCUUGUGUUUACACAGGUUGGUCCAGGUGGGAAUCUUCCAGUGACUAGUCCAAUCACGCUGACUGUGGCAGGAUUGCCCAGUCAGUCUCAGAGCUCCAGCCGAGUCUCCUGUCAGUCCACACCGACAAACAGUGAGCUAAAACGGGCUACCACAGUCCAGCCUCCCUCUCUGUCUCCACAGGAGAACUCAGCCCUCAGUGCUGACUCUUUCAGUCUGCGUCCUAAGAAGUCCAAAGAGCAGCUGGCAGAGCUGAAGGCCAGCUACCUGAAAAACCACUUCGCCUCAGACGCAGAGAUCGCCCGGCUGAUGAAACUCACCAAUCUGACGAAGGGCGAGAUCAAAAAGUGGUUCAGUGACACCCGCUACAACCAGCGCAACUCCAAGAACAGCCACGUGAUUGUUUUCCACGACGGAGGCGGCCGCGGGGGCAGCAGCUCUGGCAUUGCUGCGAACACCCCCAUCGUUAUUGACUCGAGCGACGAGACCCCCACAUCCCCCCAUGCUCCAAACACUUCCCCCGUGAAGGAGAAGGAAAAGGAGAAAGAGACCCGAGUCAAAACCUGGAAUCCUUUCCCCGACUUCACUUUGCAGAAGUUUAAGGAGAAGACUCCCGAGCAGCUGGUGGUGCUGGAGGAGAGCUUUGAGAAGAGCAGCAUGCCGUCAGACGAAGAGCUGAGUCGCCUGAGGACAGAAACCAAACUGACUCGGAGGGAGAUCGAUGCCUGGUUCACUGAGAGGCGAAAAGUUCCAGCUGUGAGUACGUCCUCUCCGGACUCCUCUGAGGGAGGGAAAAUUGAAACGGAUAACUCAAAGGCAGAGGAAGGAGGGGAAAUACAAGGUUCAAGCGCCUCCCCUCCGUCUGCCUCCUCCUCUAGAAAGGGGAGUCAAACUCCUCCAGGAGGUCGCAGCAAGCAGCUGUCUGGUAGCAGCAAGAAAGACCUGAAAGAAAAAAGCAAAAAGACUCCAGAGCAGCUCCACCUCCUCAAAAGUGCCUUCGUGCGGACGCAGUGGCCCACGCCGGAGGAGUACGAUCAGCUGGUGGAAGAGAGCGGCCUUCCUCGCCAUUACAUUGUCAGCUGGUUCGGGGAUUCUCGGUACUCCUGGAAAAACGGAAACCUGAAAUGGUUCUUUCAGUACCAAAGUGGCAACGUCGAGGGACCAAGCGACGCAGGCGGCAGUAAAACAGGAGGGCGGAAAAGACGUGGACGAAAUCGUGGCUGGGCCCGGUCCAAAACCAGGAAGCAGCCAAAGAGGUCCUCCUCCUCUUCCAGUGCAGAUGUCAAAAGAUCCCCUCCGUCAAAGAAAUUCAAGAGUGGGCGGGAAAUCCUGAAGGAGUACUACCUGAAGCACCACUUCCUCAGUGAGCAAGAUUUAGAUGAGCUGGUCUCCAAGACCAACAUGAGCUAUGAACAGGUGAGGGAGUGGUUUGCUGAAGUUCAGCGACGCUUGGACUCGGGGUUGGAGCCCUUCCCGGAGCCGGCUGCGGGGAGAACGGGUGGGGACAAAGCAGCGCAGCAAGAAGCAACAGAGACACACGGAGAGAGAUCAGCCAACGCCGAGGAGCAGGCUGAAGCAGGAGUGGGAGAAGAGGAGGACGACGAAGAUGACGACGAAGACGACGGCGACGAAACAGACGACAGUGAGGUUUGGGAGCCGUCACGUAGCGUCAGGAAAAGUUUGUCCCUCUCCGAAGACUAAAGGUUGAGAUCUGACCUGAAAAUGGAGUCCGUUAGGUCAACACCGGUCAGUUAGUGAAAUUAAGUUUUCUUUGCUUGUUUGUUUGCCACUGACGUGCAUGAACAAUUACUGUUUCACUUUUUCUCAAAAACCUCUUCAAUCGAGUGCACAUAAGACACAAAUAAAUAACUUCAGUUCCAUCUUUUAAGAAAAAGGAUCAAGAUCAAACUUUGACAAAGUUUAUUAAGCAGCUGCUGCAAAAUAACUUUGCAAAAAGAGAAUAAUGUGUUAAAACUGAGCUGAGAAUGUAACCCCCCACCAACCCCUAGACCCCCAACCCCCAAAUAUCUCGUCCAUAAUAUAAUGUAAAAGGUGGAUUAUUUGGGUAAUCCUCAAUUUGGUCAUCCACUGUGUUCCUGAAAGUAAACAAACUUGCUGACU